Messenger RNA from Bipolaris sorokiniana ND90Pr, 1548 nucleotides. RefSeq lists its product as uncharacterized. The annotation marks the transcript as partial. The record is from RefSeq and is a predicted model, not a curated record. Lineage: Eukaryota; Fungi; Ascomycota; Dothideomycetes; Pleosporales; Pleosporaceae. The transcript has a single exon. Gene Ontology annotation, molecular function: oxidoreductase activity; copper ion binding.
CCACCCACAACACGCGAACAGACAUGGAUAAUCUCAGACCACACGCUCAACCCGGACGGCGUCUACCGCCCUAUGACACUCAUCAACGCCACCUUCCCGGGCCCAUUGAUUGAAUGCAAUGAAGGCGACGAAAUCGUUGUGCACAUCUAUAAUCACGCCAGCAACGCAACAUCUAUCCACUGGCAUGGCCUGUAUCAAAACGAGACAAACUGGAUGGACGGCACAGUAGGCAUAACACAAUGCCCUAUUGCGCCUGGCCAUUCAUUUACCUAUCGGUUCCGCGUCUCGGGCCAAUCGGGGACGUAUUGGUACCACUCACAUGCCAGUAUGCAAGCAUCGGAUGGACUAGUUGGUCCGCUGAUAAUCCACGGGCGGAGCGAGGGGGAAUCAUUGCAAAAGAUGGAGUAUACCCAAGAUCGUGUGGUCAUGCUUUCAGAUCACUACUAUGAUAGUUCUUCAGUCUUGCUGCAGCGAUACCUGGCACCUGGAAACGAAAACGACGAGCCUGUUCCGCAAGCUGCGCUUAUCAAUGGACGCGGAAAACGCAAGUGCAAUGACUUGCCGGGCAGAGAAUGCGAUGCUACGGACCGGCGUAACGCGGUGUUUAAUGUCUCCCCGGAGACUAGGACGAGACUUCGCGUUAUCAACGUUGGUGCAUUCGCAGAGUUCGCGCUGCAGAUUGAUGAGCAUGAGGUGUUUGUUACAGAAGUCGAUGGCGCGGAUGUUGUACCGAUGGGAAUUCACCGCUUGAACAUUAGUCCUGCACAACGGUAUAGCAUCAUUCUUACUCCACCGAAGCAAGAGCAAGGAAACAAAGGAGAAUAUUGGAUCAGAGCGAGGAUGGUUACGCACUGCUUCGCAUACGAAGAACCCGAGUUACAAGAGGAAGUCCGAGCCGUGCUAUCUUACUCUCCCUCCCUUAACAUAGGCAACGACCAAGCUCCAGCACCAGAAAGCAAAGACUGGCCGGAGAUAAUUGACGUCGAAUGCCGCGACCUAAACACCUCCCUCCUCGUCCCCACCAUCCCCAUCGCGGCACCCCCCAUCGACCCGGACCACACGCUCUACCUACGCUCCUCAUUCCAAACCCGUGAGUGGCGCCUGACCCGAGGCUAUCUAAACGACAGUUCCUUCCGAAUAAACAGCACUGCGCCGCUUCUUCAAACCCUGCUUUCCUCCUACGCCACCACCACCAACAGCACAGAAACACCACAAGAUGGCCUUUCACCCUUAGUAUCCUCAGAAAAGCAACUAACAUACCAAACCACCUCCCCCACAUCAACAAUUACCCUCCUAAUCCAAAACUUCGACGACGGAGCCCACCCUUUCCACCUCCACGGCUACAAAUUCUUCGUACUAGCUCAAGGACAUGGGUAUCCUCCUUCUCCCCUCCACGAGCAAAAUUUCGACAUGACGAAUCCGCUAAGAAGGGAUACGGCGAGCGUAGAGGCGUACGGGUGGAUGGUUAUCAGUUUUGUGGCAGAUAAUCCGGGAGUGUGGGCGUUUCAUUGCCAUAUUGGAUGGCAUAGUGAGGCGGGGCUUAUGAUG